This is a messenger RNA of Panicum hallii, 990 nucleotides long. RefSeq lists its product as uncharacterized. The record is from RefSeq and is a predicted model, not a curated record. The coding region runs from base 133 to 858 and encodes 241 amino acids. The transcript is spliced from 2 exons. Lineage: Eukaryota; Viridiplantae; Streptophyta; Magnoliopsida; Poales; Poaceae.
UGUCGCGGUGACUCCUGAUUCCGCUCGAAAGGGAGAAAGGAUCGCGUCUCGUUUUGCCGCCAUCCACCCGCGCCCCGCUCGCCGGGAAAAAAAAAAAGCGCGGCGAGGAAUAAGCGGCGGAGCAUCGGCGAGAUGAUCCGGGAGGAGCGGCUGGACCUGGUGCUGGUGCCGCUGGCUCUGGCGGCGCUGGUCGGCUACCACCUGUGGCUCCUCUACGCCAUUCUCCGCCACCCCGCCAAGACCGUCAUCGGCCUCAACGCCAUCGCGCGCAAGCGCUGGGUCGCCGCCAUGAUUGCUAACACCGAGAAGAACGGCGUGCUGGCGGUGCAGACGCUGCGGAACAACAUCAUGGCGUCGACGGUGCUGGCCACCACGGCCAUCACGCUCGUCUCCGUCAUCAGCGUCUUCGUCGGCGUCACGUCCCCGGCCUCCUCCUCCUCCGCCUCGCCGUCCAGGGCGGCGCCGCGGCUGGUGUACGGGAGCAAGGCCGGAGAGGUGUUCGCGGCCAAGUACCUAGCCGUCUCGCUCUGCUUCAUGCUCGCCUUCGUCUGCAACGUGCAGGCCAUCCGCCUGUACGCGCACGCCAGCUUCCUGCUCGGCGGCCUGCCGCCCGGCGACGGAACGCCGGAGGAGUUCGCGGCGUACGUGGCGCGCACGGUGAACCGCGGCAGCUUCGCCUGGUCGCUGGGCCUCCGCGCCUUCUACGUGUCGCUGGCCCUGUUCCUCUGGACGUUCGGGCCCAUCCCCAUGCUGGUCUGCAGCGUGCUCAUGUGCGGGCUGCUCUACUUCCUCGACACCACCAGCGACCAUGGCCACGGCCACCGGGGCAGCGCCGGAAAGGACAGCUCCGCCGUUUGAUCUCUGAUGACUCCUGUUGUUUUCUUGAUGAAAAACUUUUAAACUUGGUAGACAAAAUUGAAUUUCAGUUUGUUGGGGCCUUCCCUUGGUCGGAAAGCACCCUCUAAAAAUUGAAGUACGCUGCUUGAUGUG